AUGAAUAGUUUAAAAUUCGAAAUAGAAAAAAAACGAAAGGUUUUAGAAAAUAUUACGAAAGAUCAAGGACCUAAAAAAAAGAAAUAUAUUAGUCGAGCAGAAUUAGAAAAACAAAGAGAACAAGAAUAUUUAAAAUCUCAAGCAGAAUUAGAGCAAAAACGUGAGGAAAAACGCAAAACAAAAGAUCAAACGCUUGCGUUACCGACUGAGCAAGAAAAUGCCGAAAAAUCUACAACUGAUAAUGAAAUGCAAAAGGAAGAGAACGAUGGUAGCGAUGCUUUUAAUAUUUCACAAGAAGAAGUGAUUCGUCGAUUAAGAGCGAAAGGACAACCGAUUCGUCUUUUUGGAGAAUCAGAUAAAGAUAGAAAAACAAGAUUAAGAGCAAUUGAACUUAUAGAAGAAAGGUCAGAAGGGCAACGUAAUGAUUUUAUGAGAACUUUAGAAGAAAUGGAAACUGGAUUAGAUUUGGAAGUUUUAAAAAAACAACCUGAAGAAGAUACUAAUAGAUCUUCAAAAAAGAAGAGGGCUGUUGAAGAUUUACCUUUAGAUAAUACACCAAUCGAAGUUGAACUUAUUGAAAAGGAUCCAGAUAAACUUUAUAUCCUUAUAUACACUUUCUUCAAAUGGGAACAAGAAAUGAAUAAUCGACCAGAUCAUGUAAAGAGAAGCACUCAAGGAAAAUUUGCAGCAGCUACUCAAAUGCAGACAAAUGAAUACAUGCAACCAUUCUUUAGAACACUAAAAAAAAAGGCAAUUGAACCAGACGUAUUGGCGCGGAUAACUGAAAUCACACAUUAUAUGCAAAAACGAGAGUAUAUGAACGCGAACGAUGCUUAUUUGCGAUUGUCUAUUGGGAAUGCACCAUGGCCCAUUGGUGUUACUAUGGUUGGUAUUCACGAACGUUCUGCGCGUGAAAAGAUUUUUUCGGCACAAGUUGCUCAUGUGCUCAACGAUGAGACAACGCGUAAAUGGAUUCAAUCAAUAAAACGAUUAAUGACAUUUUGCCAAUCUAAAUAUCCACCGGACGAUAAUUCACAACUUAUGGGAUAA
This is a messenger RNA of Scutellospora calospora, 1050 nucleotides long. Lineage: Eukaryota; Fungi; Glomeromycota; Glomeromycetes; Diversisporales; Gigasporaceae. The record is from the annotation of a GenBank genome assembly.